This is a messenger RNA of Dendroctonus ponderosae (mountain pine beetle), 1836 nucleotides long. RefSeq names its product cytochrome P450 9e2. NCBI's taxonomy places the organism in Eukaryota, Metazoa, Arthropoda, Insecta, Coleoptera, Curculionidae. Gene Ontology annotation, molecular function: oxidoreductase activity, acting on paired donors, with incorporation or reduction of molecular oxygen; heme binding; iron ion binding. The record is from RefSeq and is a predicted model, not a curated record. The transcript has 7 exons. The coding region runs from base 112 to 1680 and encodes 522 amino acids.
UUGUGCAAUCCAGAUCGCAUUAUCAAUUAAAGCUUGUUAUUGAAGUGCGCACUUUUAUUGCAUAACAUGCCAGUGCUCUAAGCGGGCCUUACCAACAAUUUAGGGAGUAGAAUGAUACUGGCACCAUUAUGUGCAGUUUCCCUUAUAGUUGUUUCCAUAACUUUAUGGAUUAAAUACAAAAAAACRUACACCCACUGGACAAAGUUGGGCUUGAAACAACGCACAACUCCCUGGCCUCUGCUWGGCGACUUUUGGCCUUUGUGCUUGGGCCGAAUGAAUUUAAUGGAACUGAUGGAUUACUUUUACUAUUUAAACCCAGAAAGCAGAUAUGAGGCAAUAUAUCACUUGUCAUACCCAGCCAUACUGUUGAAAGAUCCCGAUUUAAUAAAACAGCUCGCAGUUAAGGACUUCGACUAUUUUACUGAUCGUGUUAAUAUUGCGCCCUCAGAGGAAGCUGAUGGACUUUGGAGCAACAAUCUUGUAGCUCUCAAAGGGAAAAAAUGGCGCGAUAUGAAACUGCUGCUAUCUGGAGCAUUCACAAGCAGCAAAAUGCGAUUCUUGUAUCAGAUAAUAUCGGAAACCUCCGAAGACUUUGUCAAACACUUUCUGGAUAAGCCUGAAGCCCUGAUCGAGGUGGACCUAAAAGAGGCCUUCAGAAUGUUCUCCAGCGAUGUGAUUGCCACAUCGGCCUUUGGCGUUAAAGUUGAUUCAAUAGAAAAUCCUCAUAACGAAUUUUUCGAAAUGGGAAAAGCUGCCACCAACUUUCAAGGCUUCCUAACGGUCAUCAAAUUCUUCCUGCUAUUCCUGUUUCCCUGGCUGUUUCGUAAACUGAAGAUCGGAUUCUUUCCCCAAAAAGUCAUCACUUUCUUCACCAACUUGAUACAAGACACUGUAGCAACCAGAGAAGAACUAAACAUAGUGCGUCCGGAUGUGCUUCAGCUUCUACUCGAAGUGAAGAACGGGCCUCGAACUGAGUUAAACGUUGAAAAGGAUCGGCAGUUUAUUUCAAGUCGGCUUCGCAUGAAGGAGCAUUCAAUCACAAACCAAGACAUUGUUUCGCAUGCUUUUGCCUUUCUGCUGGCUGGAUACGAAACUGUUUCAUCCACCCUUAGUUUCACCUGCCAUGAACUGGCUGUUAAUGCUCAUGUUCAAGACAAAUUGCGAAAAGAAAUCAACGAAACCUUGGACAAAUGCGAUGGUAGCAUUACAUACGAAGCGUUGCUUGGCAUGAAGUACUUGGGCAUGGUGCUGUCGGAAUCUCUGCGAAAAUGGCCAGUUAUCCCCGUGCUGGACAGAGUAUGUGUUCAGCAAUAUACCAUCCCAGCAACCCGCAAGGAGCCUGCAGUUUCCCUCAAUGCAGGUGAUCGAAUUUUGAUAUCCAGCCGCAGCAUUCAUCAUGAUGUCCAGUACUAUGCGGAACCGAACAAAUUCGAUCCCGAUCGGUUUGAGGAAAACGUUAUCAAUCCUUUCACCUACAUGCCUUUCGGGGUCGGCCCUAGAUCUUGCAUUGGAAACAGGUUUGCUUUUCUGGAGAUCAAGUUAGUUUUAUGCGAUUUAUUGAGGAACUUUGAAAUUGUUCCUGUGGAGAAAACUCAAAUUCCUUUAAAGUUCGCUAAGCGAUCGAUGGCCGUCGACGUUGAAAAGGGAUUCAUUGUUGGCCUUAAGCGAGUCAAAAACUGAUGAAGUUGGUAACUGAAAUUGAAAAACAGUAAAACUAGCGCUCUGCCGCCGCAAAGCAGCGCAGAUUUGGCCCUUAAAACUACUUUGCGCCAGAAAGAAUGCGAUGGCUUUUGUUCAACUCCCAAUAAUUCCAAUAAUAAAGUUCAUUAUAUUCCA